This is a messenger RNA of Paramecium sonneborni, 815 nucleotides long. The record is from the annotation of a GenBank genome assembly. NCBI's taxonomy places the organism in Eukaryota, Ciliophora, Oligohymenophorea, Peniculida, Parameciidae.
AUGAAGUGCACUCAUCAUUAUAAAUAUCCAAUUAUUUCGAUAUGUGUUGCUUGUCACAAAUGUGAAUUUUAAAGACAACUGUUCUUGGAAUGCUAACAAAUCCAUAGAGAGAAUUUCUAAAAUAUAAUUCCUCUCAAUAUAUUUUAUGAGAAGACUGCCUAGAAAUUAAAUCAAUAUAAGCUUGAUGCAACUGAGUUAAAUACAUAAAGAAAAGCUUUUUAAUCUAUGCUUUCUCAAACUCAAUCUAAACUUAAGAAUAUUUGGGAUGAUUUAUCAGAUUCAAUUUAAAAAAUAUACAAUUUGAUUGAAUAAGAAAAUGAAUUAAACAUUAAUCUUUUAAACAACAAUAUAAUAGCAGAAACUUCAUACACUGAUUUAGAAAAAUUAGUCUCUAUUGUAGUAGGGAAUUCAAUAAUUGAUCGGGUUAUCGAAAGGAAUUCAAAGAUAAAGUUAUUAGAAAAAAUUAAGAAUGGAUGGAACCAUGGAUUUGAGCUUUGUAUAAAAUUCUAAUAAAAUAAUAGAAAAGAUUGAGUUUAUUCAUAAAAGGGCAAAUUGGAUGGUCAUAGUAAUCGUCUUGAUACUGUAUGCUUCUCACAAGAUGGAACUACUUUAGCAUCUUAUAGCGAAGAUAGGUCAAUCCAUUUAUGGGAUGUAAAGACUGGUUAACAAAUUUAACCUUCAGAUAUAAAAUACAAAGAUCUUAUAGCAUAAUUUAAAUUACCCUUAAACUAAAACAUCCCACUUGCAGAUGGUAUUAAUGUUUUAUUUAAUUUUAGUAACGUCCUCUAUCAAUGUUCUCCUAAGAUCCUAAAUGA